Molecule: messenger RNA, 384 nt
Organism: Teleopsis dalmanni
Lineage: Eukaryota; Metazoa; Arthropoda; Insecta; Diptera; Diopsidae
Exons: 3
Coding region: 1-321 (106 amino acids)
Source: RefSeq, a predicted model, not a curated record
AUGCCUUCUCUUUGUGGUUCGAAUCCGUUUGAAAGUAAUAAUCCUUUUGAAAAUGAGUCAGAUGACGCUAUUCAACGUGGUAAACGUGCUUUACGUGAUGAAGUAAUGGCCACACAACGUUACGUGGAGCAUGAAGCAGAAGACGGAAAAGGCAAAGUGCGUCAAUUUUUUAGCGACAUGCGAGCUAAAAGCAAAAACAUUUCUUGCCGAAAUGAAAAGUCCAUACAAGUUGAUGAUGAGCCACCUCGUUAUGCUGUUAAUGGACAUUCUAACACGAAUAACCAACUUCAGCCAACAUCUAAAGUUUGCGUUUUGCUAUAGUUUUGUUCCCACAUCACUUGCAGAUUCCAAUUGAUUUUAUUUUACUUGCGUUACAAACUCACA